Messenger RNA from Dracunculus medinensis (Guinea worm), 1299 nucleotides. Lineage: Eukaryota; Metazoa; Nematoda; Chromadorea; Rhabditida; Dracunculidae. The record is from the annotation of a GenBank genome assembly.
AUGUCACUGUUAACGGCUGAAGCCAUCUGGGACCAUGUUGCUAUUUUGCCCGAUGAACUUCCAUUUGCUUCUGGUGAUUCUAUCACAAUACUUGAUUAUUCGUCACAUCCAGAGUUAUGGUAUGGAAGUUGCGGUGAAAGUACUGGCUGGUUUCCUUCUUCUUAUGUUCGACUGAUCAAUGGAACUGCACCUGAACGAAGUAAUUCUUUACCUUCGUUUCCACAGUCACUGCGGCAUUUAAGGAAACAAAUAAUUGAAGAAUUGAUGUCAACUGAACGAGAUUACGUACAUCUCCUUCAGGAUUUAGUUGAAGGUUUCGUUUUUCAAACUCGAAAACGAAUUGAAAUGUUCUCUUCUGAUUGUAUACAACGGUUAUUUGCUAAUAUUGAAGCAAUUCGUACUUUUCAUUGUAAAUUUUUACGUGAACUCGAACUAUCAUUGAAUCAGAAUCUACUCGAAGAUUCUUAUAUAGGAGCUGUUUUCCUCCGAAAUGUUCAAUAUUGCAAUAAUCGCCCGAUUUCUUGUGCAGAGCUUCUUGCACUUAAUGAAAAGCCACAUUAUCAUCAAUUCUUCGAGGCUUGUCGAUUAUUGAGAGGAAUGCCAAAGCUUUCAUUGGAAGGAUUUUUAUUAACUCCAGUUCAAAGAAUAUGUAGAUAUCCAUUACAGUUGGCCGAACUGCUCAAGGCGACACCUGUCUCGCAUGUUGAUCGAGAACCUGUUCAAGCGGCAACUACUGCAAUGAAAAAUAUUGCUGCGAUGAUAAACGAGAAAAAAAGGCGACUUGAAGGUCUACAAAAAAUAGCCCUUUGGCAAAAAAAUGUCGAUGGUUGGCGAGGACCUGAUUUAUUCGAAACGAAUAGUCGAAUGAUUCGCAGUGGUGAAGUAUCAUGCAGAUGCAUAAUUAAUGCUGAAAUAGUUUGGCAUAAGGAUGUUUUAUUAUUUCUUUUUGAUCAGUCAAUUGUUAUUUGCAAGAAAGAUCUCAUUAGACGGCAUCAUUAUUUAUUCAAGGAUCGACUAUCGCUAAUAAAAGCCAAGUUGAUCGAUUGUACCGAUGGAAGAGAUAGUCAUCUUGGCAUAACGUUAAAGAAUGCUUGGAAACUUAUAACGAUGGGUAAGGAAUUAAUAUUUUCAUGUAAAGACAAAAAUGAUAAACGAGAAUGGAUUGAACAAAUAUUAAAGAGAGUUGAAUGUUCACCACCAACUGCAGAAGAGCGAAGGCUUGUGCAUGCGAAAUCCGAAAUGGCUCCAUUGUAUUUGAAGACUUCUGGUCGUUUCUCAUGGAAAAAAAAUAAGAAUUAG